Schistosoma mattheei is the source of this 1703-nucleotide messenger RNA. The record is from the annotation of a GenBank genome assembly. Lineage: Eukaryota; Metazoa; Platyhelminthes; Trematoda; Strigeidida; Schistosomatidae.
UGACAGUGGAAGCCAUCUAUCGUUAUACGAGCACAGCAUUGUUCGUUUGUGGUACUUCAUAUUAGCAAAGUGUUUUAAAAAAUCGCGGUUAGGCUCUACAGAUUCGGCGUUUUGUAAAUUAUCCUGGUCGAAAAAUAUCUUCUAUGCAAUUUUGCUGAUAAUGUGUGAAUUUUCGAUAUUGAAAUUUAUAUGGAUCGCGAUCAGUUUGCUGCUCUUGUUCGAGAGGUGGCAGCACCAGAUGUAGGACGAAUGGGAAUUGAGAUAUUAAGUUUUACCAUAAAAGAUGUUUAUGAUCGUGUGGAAUACUUAAAUUCUCUGGGACGCGCACAAACAGCGAACGUCAAAAGAGAUGCUGAUAUCGGAGUUGCCGAAGCAGAACGUGAUGCUGGAAUCAAGGAAGCAGAAUGUGAUCGUUGUCGUUUGGACGUUCGUUAUUCAGCCGAUACGCAUAUUGCUAAUUCAAGUCGUGAAUUUCAAUUGAGGAAGGCUAGUUUUGAUCAAGAGGUUAAUACAGCUCGUGCAGAAUCUGAAUUGGCCUAUAAAUUACAGGCUGCUAAAGAGAGACAAAAAAUUCGAAAAGAAGAAGUGAACAUUAAUAUUGUUGAGCGUCGUAAACAAAUUGAAAUAGAAGAAAAAGGCAUAUUAUGUACUGAAAAGAAUAUGGAUGCUACUGUACGACGUCCAGCUGAAGCAGAAGCUUAUAGACUACAACAAAUAGCUGAGGGUUAUAGAUCACAAAAAAUUCUUUUAGCUCAAGCUGAGGCCGAUGGUAUUCGUCUUAAAGGUAUUGCUAAAGCUGAAGCUAUGGAAGCUGUUGGACGGGCAGAAGCUGAGAGAAUGCGUUUGAGGGCUGAAGCUUAUAGCAAAUACGGUGAUGCUGCUAUUCUAAAUCUCAUAUUGGAUACAUUACCGCAAAUAGCUGCUGAAGUUGCUGCUCCACUGAGCAAAACUAAAGAAAUUGUUAUUAUGAAUGGUUCUAAUGGCGAACCAGCUACUUUACAAAGUCUCACUAAUCUGGGCAAAGAUUUUACUACAUUAGUUGGGACUGUUCCACAUGCUAUUCGAGCUCUAACAAAUGUUGAUCUCAGUCAGACUAUUUCCAAGAUUCCAGGAGCUAAAGUUGUCCCACCGCAAGGGAUAUGACAUUGUGUAAAAUAAACGAAUCAAGCAUCGAAUAUAUUUAUGUUUUUGAAAUCCUUUUCAUUUUCAUAAAAAUGACCUAUCCUCAUAUGUUCUCUUUUAAAUACAGUGCACCUCCCAACAGACUUUUUUCCUGCGAACUGUUAUAUGUGAUAUACAAGAUAAAUUAACUUUACUGCUUUUCGUUCGAUUUCGGCAUUUCUACUUUCUUUUCCAACACUGAUUUAAUGUCUCUUUCCAUAAUUUAUCAGUAACCUUGUCUAUAAUAGUUCCUUUGAUAAAACAGUUCUCUGUUUCGCUUUAGUUUCAAUUAGUGUUGUACAUUUAACAAUUUUCUGAUGGUAAUUCGUACUUAUUCUACAUAGAGAAGUUGAGUAUUUGUAGAACUGAUUUUUUAAUUGUGUGUUUCUAUAUUGAUAAUUUUGGUCUAGAAAACCACCAUUGUUUCGUUCUGUUGUUCUUUUUGUUCUUCCUACUUUGUGAAUUUGGUUUGAAACCAUUUAAAUUUUGUGAUCACUUUUUAAAAAAAAUCAGAAAACCAGUCUGUCAUUAACUUUACCACA